Molecule: messenger RNA, 1026 nt
Organism: Sphenostylis stenocarpa
Lineage: Eukaryota; Viridiplantae; Streptophyta; Magnoliopsida; Fabales; Fabaceae
Source: the annotation of a GenBank genome assembly
AUGGCUUCUUCUUCUUGUUCAACCUUUGUGUUCGGUUUGGCCCUUUUGGUCAUUGUGUUUAGCAGUGCCAAUGCAACACUUUACACAAACUUCUACUCCAGUUCUUGCCCAAAACUCUUUGACACUGUGAAACGCGAAGUGGAAUCAGCCAUAUCAAAGGAGACCCGCAUGGGUGCUUCUCUCCUACGUUUGUUCUUCCACGAUUGCUUUGUUAAUGGGUGUGAUGGGUCAAUUCUGCUUGAUGAUACAUCAAGCUUCACCGGAGAGAAGAACGCAGGUCCUAACAGGAACUCAGCUCGUGGUUUUGAUGUUAUCGACAAAAUCAAAUCAGCUGUGGAGAAACACUGCCAGGGUGCUGUCUCCUGUGCUGAUAUCCUUGCCAUUGCUGCCAGAGAUUCCGUUCACAUCCUUGGUGGCCCAACUUGGGACGUGAAACUUGGAAGAAGAGACUCCAAGGCAGCAAGCCAAUCUGCUGCCAACAAUGGCAUCCCACGACCCACUUCAAACCUCAACCAACUCAUCUCCAGAUUCAAUUCUCUUGGACUUUCCACCAAGGACUUGGUCGCACUAUCUGUUCUUUAUGACUCGUUGUUACCUUGGCAACAGUCACGUAAUGAAUUUCAUUUCAUGUUAGGGGGUCAUACAAUUGGACAAGCAAGGUGCACAACCUUUAGAGCUCGCAUCUACAAUGAAACCAACAUUGAAAGCUCCUUUGCCCGCAUGAGACAAUCUACUUGCCCUCGAAACUCAGGAUCAGGGGACAACAACUUGGCACCCAUUGACUUUGCCACUCCCACUUUCUUUGACAAUCACUACUUCAAGAACCUUAUUCAGAAAAAGGGCCUCAUCCAUUCUGAUCAACAACUCUAUAAUGGUGGUUCCACUGACUCCAUUGUGCAUACCUACAGCGCCAAUCCAGCUUCCUUUUUUGCUGAUUUCUCAGCUGCUAUGAUCAAGAUGGGAGACAUCAGUCCCCUCACGGGCUCCCAGGGAGAAAUAAGAAAGAACUGCAGGAGGGUGAACUAA